This is a messenger RNA of Saxophila tyrrhenica, 1890 nucleotides long. RefSeq lists its product as uncharacterized. The transcript is spliced from 3 exons. Lineage: Eukaryota; Fungi; Ascomycota; Dothideomycetes; Mycosphaerellales; Extremaceae. Gene Ontology annotation, molecular function: ATP binding; ATP hydrolysis activity; ABC-type transporter activity. Bases 1 to 1890 code for a protein of 629 amino acids. The record is from RefSeq and is a predicted model, not a curated record. Gene Ontology annotation, cellular component: membrane.
AUGUCUGACAUCGAGAAGAUGAUUGGCGGCGAUUACGCUCAGCUCACAAACACCAACAUCCGCAGCUUCGGCUGGAAGGGCGUCACCGUCACCGUCAAGGACCGGCAGUCGCAGCAGCCCAAGACCAUCCUCUCAGAUAUCAAUGGCAUCGUCAAGGCCGGCGAGCUGCUCGCUCUCAUGGGCCCAUCCGGUUCCGGAAAGUCGACUCUCCUCAACGUGCUCGCCCACCGAACAUCCGCCCUGGCCGCCAGCGUCAAGGCCGCAGUCUACAUCAACGGCUCGCCUGCUAACCCUAAGACCUUCCGCCGCAUCUCCGCCUACGUCGAGCAAGAAGAUGCGCUGGUCGGCUCCCUCACCGUCCGCGAGACACUCAACUUCGCUGCACGCCUCUCCCUUCCUUCUAGCGUGAGCAAGUUGGAGCGCAUCCAGCGUAUCGAAUCCCUCCUCACUGCUUUUGGUCUCGCCGGCCAAGCCAACAACUUGAUCGGAACUCCUAUCAGGAAGGGCAUCUCAGGUGGUCAGAAGCGACGUGUCAGUGUGGCGGCCCAGCUCAUCACCAGCCCGAAACUCCUCUUCCUGGACGAGCCCACUUCUGGUCUGGACUCUGCUGCAUCGUUCGAGGUCAUUUCGUUCGUCAAGGACAUUGCUAAGAAGCACAACUUGAUCGUGAUCGCAUCGAUCCAUCAGCCGUCCACCUCCACCUUCGCCAUGUUCGACAAGCUCCUCCUUCUGUCACAGGGUGGCACUGCGUAUAGUGGUCCAGUGUCCGAAGUCCAGCCAUACUUCGACGCCUGCGGCUUUCCCAUCCCUCUCUACAUGAACCCGGCCGAAUUCAUCAUCGACUUCGUCAACACGGAUUUUGCCCGUGAUCGCAGCGAGGUCGACCAGCAGCUGCACAUGGUUCACUCGUCCUGGCACAAGUCGCGGCUUGCUACUGCCACCGUUACUGAGCUUACGGACGAGAUGGCCCGCAACUCGAUGGACAACGACGUGAACGCAGAAGUCAAGGACGAGAGCGCGAGCAGAUUCGCCAUCCCGCUCGCCCUCAUCCACCGCUCCUUCAUCAAGUCCUACCGCGACAUCAUCGCCUACGGCAUCCGCAUCGCCAUGUACAUGGGCCUGGCCGUCAUGAUGGGCACGGUCUGGCUGCGAUUGAACCCCAACCAGAACAACAUCCAGUCCUUCAUCAACGCCAUCUUCUUCGGCGGCGCGUUCAUGUCUUUCAUGGCCGUCGCUUACAUUCCUGCGUUCCUAGAGGAUCGCGCGCUCUUUAUCAAAGAGCGCGCGAACGGUCUCUACGGGCCCACGUCCUUCCUGGUCGCCAACUUCAUUACCGGCAUCCCGUACCUCUUCCUCAUCGCCCUGCUCUUCUCCGUGGUCGCCUACUGGCUCUCCAACUUCCGCCCGUCCGCCGAGGCCUUCUUCACCUGGGUCAUGUGGCUGUUCUUGGACUUGAUCGCCGCCGAGUCGCUCGUCGUGCUCAUCAGCUCCCUCAUCCCCAUCUUCGUCGUCGCCCUCGCCGGCACCGCCUUCGCCAACGGCCUCUGGAUGUGCACGGGCGGCUUCCUCGUCCCGCCGCACACGCUCAACCCGUUCUGGCGCUACGUCUUCCACUACAUCGACUACCAAUCCUACGUCUUCCAGGGCAUGAUGGUCAACGAGUUUGGCGCCCGCAACUUCACCUGCGCGCCUCCCGCGACUCCCGACGGCAAGUGCACCUGCUCAUACGACAGCAGGCUCGCGGAUGAGUGUCUGAUCGAAGGCACGGCCGUGCUGCAGAACUACGGAUACAGUGUCGGGCAGACGGGGACCUGGAUCGGCAUCAUGAUUGGCAUCAUCGCUGGUUACAGGAUCCUAGGCUGGUUGACGCUCUACUUCCGCAAGCAAUAG